AUGCUCGUUAAUAUCACGGACAUGCACGACUUCAAGCACGAGGUGACUGUAGAGGAAGCGCUCACUCUGAACCAGGUGGAGAAGCGCGCGCGGGAGCAGGGCCGCGUCUGGUGGAGCUACGAGGCCAACAAAGGCCCGUACUGGUUCCUGGAGGAAGCCCCAGCGAUCUCCCCUCCCCCCUGUACUCCCUUCGAUAUUUUCCCCAACCCCACCCCCGUCUUCCCUGAUCUCCCCCUUUUUCUCCCAUUUCCCCCCAUCUCCCUUAUCUCCCCUCAAUCUCUCCCCCAUUUGUCCUUCCAUCUCCCGCAUCUCCUCCCCCCCUCCCCCCCCCCAAACUCCCUCCGCCUUCCCUCAUCUCUCCCCAUCUCUCCCUUAGCCUCCCUCCAUAUCCCUCCCCGCGCGUCCCCCUACCUCUGCCCACCUUCCUCCACCUUUCCCCUCAUUUCCGCCCCUCUUGCCCACGCCCCCAUCGCCGCCAUUCCCUCCAGCCAGGGCCUGCACCGCACAUUCCCCAAGCACCCGCGCAUGGACACACCAGAGAGUCUGGCGGCACUUAGGCGCGUGCUCGAUCUGCACCGCACGUUCCCCAAGCACCCGCGCAUGGACACACCAGAGAGCCUCGCAGCCCUUCGGCGCGUGCUCGUGGCCUACUCCUUCCGGGACUCUCACGUGGGGUACUGUCAGGGCAUGAACUAUGUCGCAGCGUAUCUGCUGCUGGUGAUGCGCAGCGAGGAGGACGCGUUCUGGAUGCUGGCGACGCUGGUGGAGAACGUGCUGUACGACGACUGCUUCGCCGAGGACCUCUUUGGCGUGCACGUGGAGCAGCGCGUGCUCAAAGACCUGCUCAAGAAGAAACAGCCCAAGCUGGCUAGUCAUCUGGAUAAGGUUGGGUUUGAGCUCUCCCUCGUCACCACGGAGUGGUUCCUCUGUGUCUUCGCCAAGACAUUCCCCUCUGAGACCACGCUGCGGGUGUGGGACGUGCUCUUCAACGAGGGAGCCAAAGUGCUCUUCAGAGUCGCCCUCGCUCUCUUCAAGAUAAACGAGGCGGAGCUGAUGACAGCACAGCACCUGGGGGACGUGGUGGAGGUAUUGAACCGAUCCAGCAGCAGACACUUUGACCCCGACAUUCUUCUGCAGGUGGCGUUUGACCGGCUGGGAACCAUGUCCAUGGCCACCAUUCUCAAGCAGCGCAAGCGGCAGAAAAACGCGGUGGUGGCGGCAUUGGAGGCUCGGGCGCAGCAGCUUAGGAGAGCAGAGAGGGAGGAGGAGGAGGAGGAGGAGGAGGAGGAGGAGGAGGAGGAGGAGGAGGAGGAGGAGGAGGAGGAGGAGGGGGCAGGGAGAGCAGAGAACGCGGCAGCACAAGCAGCGGUUGCUGCUUGCGGCAGCAGGAACAGCCGCAGCAGAGGGGCGCUAGGAGGAGCUUUGAAAGGGGGCGCAGGGUUUGGAAGGGGUUGGGGAGGGUUGGACGAGAUGGAGAAGAUUCGGGAGGAGGAGAGAGCGGAAUGGGCGCGGGAAGGGUUCACCCCUCCGCAAGGCCUCCCCCCUCGUGUGGCGUCUCACCUGAAUUUAAACCUGAACUCAGUGUCAGUUUCUCCCCAUCUCCCUCGUCCGCCCGCCACCCUUGUGCCCACACUGCCCCACUCUUGUGCUGCUGGAGUAAAGGAGAGGGGACAUGUCGCUCGCGGUGACACAUGCAAGCAACCCAAUCGUAACUCUGACCCAGUGCAGCAGAAGAGGAAUUUACGCUACAACAGCAGCAUCACCUUUCCUUUAUACCUGCUACCCCACACGGAUUCGUAUUACGACUCGGGGUCGGAGGACACGGAGGAGGGGCCGCGAGUGGCCCGCUUGAGAGCAGUCCACACGUCCAGCAUUCGCAUUCACCCGUGGGGGAACGCGAGAGGUCCUGAGAUCGAUUCCUCCCUGGCACAGUCUUCUUCUCAGUUCUCUGAGAACCGACCCGCUGAGUACCGAACCUCUGCCGAAGCAGUGGAGCUGCUGGCUCGGUACCUGCAGUCGCCCCAGGGCCAACGCAAGCUACUUAACGAGGCUGCCCUGCAGCAGGUACCUACCUGCCCUGCUCUCCUUGUCAUCCUGCAGUUUUGCUUCUCACAUCCAUGUGUGCUCGUGCGCAUGCACAUUCAUACGCAUACAUACCCAUCUCACUUCCAUCCCUGUGCCCAUACUCAUCGACCCAUCAUGUGGCAGUUGGAACCUGUGUCAGAGAAUCUGUUCAGGUACAUUCGCCUGUGCCCAUUCGCCUGCGCCCAUUCACCUGCGCCCAUUCGCCUGCGCCCAUUCACCUGCGCCCAUUCGCCUGCGCCCAUUCACCUGCGCCCAUUCACCUGCGCCCAUUCACCUUCGCACUCUCGUUUCAUGACCGAACUCUUCAGCAUCUCCGUGCAGCCAAUCAUGGACCUCCACGUGUCAUCCUCUGAUGACACGUGCACUGUGGAAAUGCUCUCUUGUCAACUGGGAACGUCCAGUCAGGGCAACCAGAACCGAGUGUUUGAAGGUUACCUCAAGAACGUGAUGACGUGGCAGCCAUGUCAGCAAGUGGAGGGCCACGUGGUGCUCUCUAUGAGCUCCGAUAUCCGAGUGUCGCUGGAGGUGCGUUGGAGGGUUGGGGAGGGGUGGGGAGGGGUGGGGAGGGGUGGGGAGGGGUGGAGUGGGGGAAGGGAAAGCGGAGGGGGAAGUGCAUGGAGGGGAGGUUCAUGGGGGUGGGUUAAUUGA
Molecule: messenger RNA, 2733 nt
Organism: Closterium sp. Naga37s-1
Lineage: Eukaryota; Viridiplantae; Streptophyta; Zygnematophyceae; Desmidiales; Closteriaceae
Source: the annotation of a GenBank genome assembly